AUGAAUAGUAUAAGUACUUGUUUGUUACUUUUGAAUGUUGAAAGUAAUUAAGAAAGCACGUGUACUAAAGAUGAGCUUAAUGAUUCUAUAGAUUUGUAUAUGGAUUCUAAGAUUAAGGAAAUUGAAAUAGGGAUUGUAAAGUACUUGCAUAGUAUGGGAAUAUAAACAAAAACAGAUCCUAAAUAGAAGGAAUAACAAUAUUGGAAUUUGAGAAGAAUUGAAAGCAACAAGAAAUUAGAAGAACAUUGGAGUUGUCCAAAGUUAUCAUUAAAUUCUUCUGUUAGUAGGUUGUUAAUCAGUAGACAAUCUUCAGUCAUCUAGUAUUUUAAUAAAAGUGGAAGCUCUCUAUAAACAUUACUUACUUCCUGA
Messenger RNA from Paramecium sonneborni, 369 nucleotides. NCBI's taxonomy places the organism in Eukaryota, Ciliophora, Oligohymenophorea, Peniculida, Parameciidae. The record is from the annotation of a GenBank genome assembly.